AUGCCAAAGUUUCCCAUUUCGGGGUAUUCUGUGGAUUUCCCCUUUGAACCAUACGAUGUUCAGAAGGCAUAUAUGGAAAAAGUGAUAGAGAGCCUGGAAAGCAAUCAAAAUGCAAUGCUGGAGAGUCCGACAGGAACUGGCAAAACUUUGAGUCUGCUUUGUUCAUCGCUAGCGUGGUUGCUGGUCAAAAAAGCUGAGUAUCAAGCUACAAAACCCAUGGUGCCAGACUUGAAGGAUAUCGAUAACCUGGAGUCUCUCCAGGAUUUUUUGAACUUGAAACCAAGCACUCCAAAGAUAAUUUAUGCCUCUAGGACGCACACACAGCUCUCCCAGGCAAUGCAAGAGAUGAAGAGAUCCGGCUAUGCCAAUGUUAAAGCUGUUGUCAUUGGAUCUCGCAAUCAAAUGUGUAUCCAUCCGGAAAUCUCAAAAGAAACCAACAAUUCCAAUCAGAUAAAUCUCUGUAAGUACGCUGUGAAGAAGAAGCAGUGCUCUUAUCAUGUUUCAGUGGAACACAGGAAGGAUCACGAGGAGUUCAGGGAGGCUGGAGUUAUUGACAUUGAGGAUUUGGUGACAAAGGGCAAGAAACUCCACACAUGCCCGUAUUAUGUAGCCAAGGAGCUGUAUAAGGAAGCUGAUAUGGUUUUUAUGCCCUAUAACUACAUCCUCGACCCAAAGGCUCGACGGGCCAAUCAGAUCGAUCUCACAAAUACCAUUGUGAUCCUCGAUGAAGGUCACAAUGUAGAGAAGAUGUGCGAGGAUUCCAUGUCCCUUCAGCUGACGUCCACGGAUGUGGCUUCAGCCAUCACGGAUGUGGGUUUUGCAAUGGAGAAAUUGGCUCAACAGCAGGAAACUUCCGAUCCGGAAGGGUAUGAGGAGCGCAAAGACAUUUCUCUCGAUGACUUAGCAACGCUCAAAGAGCUCCUCCUGGCCUUGGAAAAGACCAUCGAUGUCAUUCAGUUGGACUUCAAGAAAGGAGCUACCUUCGGUGGGGAAUAUAUCUAUGACUUUCUGUCGCAGGCCAGCAUCAACUUUCAAAAUUUCAAGGCUAUCCUCAGUCUCAUCGAUAAUAUCCUUCAGUAUUUUGCUGUGAUCGCCGUCAGUAAGACCAGUGGCACCAAAGGGGGUGGCUUGCAAAAACUAGCUGAUCUUCUGGUCAUUGUCUUUGCCCACAAUACCGAUGAGUACAGAGAAAAGGUCACCAAGUGCUACAGAGUUCACGUAGAUACAGAAGAACAAAACACUUACGGAAGCAGAGAUGGCUGGAAGUCCACAAAACCAUCCUCAACACUAGCCAAACAGUUCAAUUUCUGGUGCUUCAGUCCGGCCUUCGGGAUGGAUUUCCUCAGGGGCGUGCGCAAUGUUAUAAUCACCAGUGGCACUUUGGCUCCCAUGAAGCCUCUGAUCAGUGAGAUGGGCAUCGACAUGCCCAUCCAGCUCGAGAAUCCACAUAUCGUGUCCACGGAGCAAGUUUGUGUGAAGGUGGUGAGUCAGGGAUCAGACAAAGAGCCCCUAAUUUCCAAUUACAACAACAGAGAUAAUCCCAAGUACAUAACUUCACUGGGAAGGACGAUUCUGUCUUUUGCUCCAGUGAUUCCGGGAGGAGUGCUCAUUUUCUUCCCCUCGUACGGGCUCAUGAGCAAGUGCCAGAGCGCUUGGCAGGAAUCUGGGCUGUGGACACAGAUUUCCAAUAUCAAGACAAUCUUCGUGGAAGCCAGGAACAAGAUUGACUUCCAGGACACAAUGACUGAAUAUUAUGCGCGAAUCCGCGAUCCUACAAGUCGCGGGGCAAUUUUUAUGGCUGUGUGUCGAGGAAAAGUGUCUGAGGGGUUGGAUUUUGCUGAUUUGAAUGGACGAGCAGUAUUUAUUCCUGGCCUGCCGUUUCCUCCCCUUUUCGAUUCUCGUGUUGUGCUUAAGAAGCAAUAUUUGGACGAGAAUCGUCGCAACAACAGCGAAAUGAUCUCAGGCAAUGAUUGGUACUGCCUGGAGGCUUCGAGGGCUGUGAAUCAGGCCAUAGGUCGUGUGAUUCGGCACAAAAAUGACUACGGUGCCAUUCUUUUGUGCGAUUCCCGCUUCCGGCAACCGCAGCAGAAGAAUCAGCUGUCCAAGUGGGUGCAGGGACACCUAAAUAGUCCGGGAAGCAAUGGAAUAACUUUUGGACCACUCAUUGGAGAAGUUUCACGCUUCUUCAGGAAUGCAGAGAAGAAAUUUGGCAAUCCAGAACAUCAGAUUAAAAGAUUUGACUAUGGAACAUUGCCAUCGACGUCAUCAACGUCUUCAAGGAAGGCAGAUAAUUUUCUUCAGGAUGGUGGAUGGGGGAAAUUCAUAAAGGCUAUGGAAGAAAAGAAAAACUCUUCAAGUUCUCAGUCUGUGAUUGAUACGUACAAAGAUGUUCCUGAAACGAGUAAAUUGCAGAAUCAGGACUUUCUCUCCAAUCUGGAUGGAGGAGUACAAUCGAUAGACUUCAAUGAUGUCACUUCCUACGAAGCGGCGAGUUCAAGUGGUCAGUUGGAGUCAAACUCAACAGGAGCUCGCAAGAGAAAGUAUAGACUGGUGGAGAAUGACAAGAGGGAGGAUCUACUACCGGAACUUGGGCCGGAAAGGGAGAUCGAACAGGAAUUACCUGAGAAACGUGUGGACUGCCUUAAAUACAUUAAGACCAAACUCAGCACUCCAGACUACAAAAAGUUCGUGCUUUGUGUGAAUGACUACAAUCUGCAAGGUAAUGUAGAAAAAUUCUAUGCGACCCUCCAUUCCCUCUUUGGAACACCCAGAAAUCACUACAUUUUGCGUGGCAUGAAGCGCUUCACAAAACAGCCUCACAGGGAUACCUUUGAGAAUUUACUGAGUCGUUUGUAGAAGAAUAAUUUCCAUUAAAUUUAUUGGUAUAUUUUUAAUACAUAAAUUCACACGAGAAAAUAAAA
Molecule: messenger RNA, 2921 nt
Organism: Phlebotomus papatasi
Lineage: Eukaryota; Metazoa; Arthropoda; Insecta; Diptera; Psychodidae
Gene: Rtel1
Product: regulator of telomere elongation helicase 1 homolog
Exons: 4
Coding region: 1-2856 (951 amino acids)
Biological process (GO): regulation of double-strand break repair via homologous recombination; negative regulation of DNA recombination; negative regulation of t-circle formation
Cellular component (GO): nucleus
Molecular function (GO): DNA polymerase binding; hydrolase activity, acting on acid anhydrides, in phosphorus-containing anhydrides; DNA helicase activity
Source: RefSeq, a predicted model, not a curated record